Molecule: messenger RNA, 1821 nt
Organism: Komagataella phaffii GS115
Lineage: Eukaryota; Fungi; Ascomycota; Pichiomycetes; Pichiales; Pichiaceae
Product: Transmembrane protein subunit of the glycosylphosphatidylinositol transamidase complex
Exons: 1
Coding region: 1-1821 (606 amino acids)
Biological process (GO): attachment of GPI anchor to protein
Cellular component (GO): GPI-anchor transamidase complex
Source: RefSeq, a predicted model, not a curated record
AUGCUUCGAAACUGGGGCUUUUGGCUGAUUGUUUCCCAAUUCAGUCUGGUUUUUUGUAAUCAGAAGGGCUCCUUUAAGGAAAGAUUAGACUUUACUCCAUUGCCGAAGAACAACUUACUUGCUUCUUUUAAUUUUGAAAUAAAGUCCGAUACUGUUAACUGGUAUGACACAUCAUCAACUUACAGUCAUUAUACAGUGUUUCCUAAAUCAUUGGGCCCAAUUUUAGAAGAUACAAAAACCCGUGAAUUACACCUACGUUUUUCUCAAGGCUGGUGGGACUCCGAACUAUGGGGGAGCUUGCCUCAAAAUGGAAGUCAAUCUGGUGGAACCGGAGUUGAGGUUUGGGCAGUAAUUGAAGCAGACAAUAAGACUGAAGCCGAAGGUGAAUGGAUUCAUUUGGUAAACUCUUUGUCUGGUUUAUUCUGUGCCAGUUUGAACUUUAUUGACAAUGUCAUUACUACCAACCCUGUAUAUAGUCUCCAGCCGACUUCCAACUUUAUUAACGAAUUGCCUACAGAAGGUGAUCUCUUUUUAUUCAGAAGUGCUCUGCCUAGAGAACCAGUUUGCACAGAAAACUUAACUCCAUUUUUAGAUUUACUUCCUUCCAAGGGGAAAAAUGGUCUCUCUUCGUUACUCAAUGGCCACAAAGUGUACGACUCUCAAUGGAACAGUAUGUCUAUAGAUGUGGAAACAAACUGUGAUGAUGAGCUCAACUGUCAUUAUGAUUUGAAACAGAAUAUUCAUAUGAUAGUCAAUACCAAGAGAGUCCUCUCUAAACUUAGGGAUCCAUUGCCUGUUCCGACCCCGGGCAACGAGCUUAGGUGCGACAGAACUAAGAAACAUGAUGCAUACUACUGCUUCCCCUUAGUUGAUUCUACUGAUAUUAAAAUCGAUAUGCGUGAGAUUUUUGGAAACAUAAUCAACGGUGAGAAUACCGUCACUACGGAGAAAUCUAGGGUAUGUGCUCAUACUGUUCCUGAAGUAUGGAAAGUCCUGGCAAAAGUUAACGAUUAUGACUCAGUAUUUGCCUAUUCUGAGGUACAAGAGCCAUGCUACGAGAUAAGUGGCACAGAUACUCUGAAUAUUGAGCUGAAGACAGACCGUUCUGAUAUUACUUUACCACUAAAGGAACCACCUCUUGUUGUUUCAAGAUCCCUCACAGGCUACUCGCAGGAUUCUGGAGGACUGCGUAUUGACUUCAGAAAUCCUUCCGAUUCAGAGGAGGUGAACUUUGUAUACUAUCAAAGUACCCCAUGGUAUAUGAAAACAUAUCUCCACACGUUGAAGAUGACUUUAACGAAUAAUACAAGUGGGGAAUCUUUCGUCAUCCCGAUCACAGAUCGUUCGAUUGUUUCAUAUCUUCCAGAGUUUUACUAUGAACCCAUGAUUGAUAGAGUCCGACCCUCGCAUUUAGAGCUUAAAUUGGUAUUGCCUCCCAACUUUUCAAUGCGUUUAGCUUACAAGUUUGACAAAUUAAUGUUGAAAUAUGCUGAGUAUCCUCCUGAUGCCAACCAUGGAUUCGAAAUAGAACCAGCUAUCGUGACAGUGGUUGACAAAUUUAAUAAAGUCAUUUAUGAAGCCAGGACCACACCAGCACUUCUCACUUUGCCCACUCCAGACUUCAGUAUGCCUUACAAUGUCAUUAUACUCACGUCUACUGUCAUGGCCUUAGCAUUUGGUGGCAUUUUCAACCUAAUUGUGAAACGAGUUGUUACCGAGGAACAAGCGGAAUAUUACUAUCAGCAAAAUAGUCCGAAACUCAGACUAAGACGCUUAAUCGCAAGGAUAUCUGCAAAGUUCCAAAAAAAGAAAGCUGAUUGA